AUGACGCGACCACAAAUUAUUAGGGCUGAUACCCUCGAUCUACAAGACAAGACCUCCCCAACCGCACAAGACCACACCCGCCAGCCGGAACAGCCAGCGCCUCUGGGAGUAGGCCCUGCCGCGCCCCACCAGGAAGCUGCUUUGCGAAAUGUGAACGAGGAAAGACAUUCGGAGGAAGUGCGAUUACAGAAUGGCAUGGCCAACGACGCUUCACACGAUGACCGAGGCAAUUCGCAGAAAGACGAACAAGCCGUACGACUGAAUGGAGGAAUGGCUGGCGACAAUGACGAUGGCGACCUGCAGGACGCCGAAGAGGAGGAAGACAUGGACGACGACAUGAUGGAUAAGAUCUCGAGUUCGCCCUCGAUCGACGAUGGUGGGUAUAUUUCAUAUUAUUCAACGGCAUCACCAGACCAGGUGUCCCCAAAGACCCCAAACUUGCGCCAAUCUCAAGAUGCGGCAAACUCUCCUUCAAGUUCUCUUUUCUCUUCUUCGCCAUUUACGGCUACACCACUUCAUUUUCCAAUCUCAACUUCUUCUGCGACAAAUUCUCCAGACAUGCUGGGAAGUGAUCAGGAGAUCAUUCCUACGCUCACUUCUACUGUAUCAUUUCCUAUUCCGGAUCUUUCAUAUGUUCCUCCCGAGCCCAAGAAAAGUCAACCCACAGAUUAUCAUCAUCAUCACCAUGGUGAGUAUACUGGACAACCCGGAUCGGAACCAUGUGACAGCAAUGGCGCUCUGAUAUACGAUGCAUCGAGCCCGCAGACCGCGCGAUUUUCAAUGGCCGAGGGACAAUUGCAAACACCACGUGAGGAAUCGCAGGUUCCACUAGUUUCCGAAUUGGACGAGGAUGAAGUACAAAGCAUGUUGCGACCCAUGCGCAGUCCGAUUUGUGACACAUUUAUCGAUCCAGACGAUGAGCCCACUUAUGCUCCCAAGGACUUGACUAACGUGGAAGAACCCAACAACGAUGACGAUCCCAACAACAACAAUGAUGAUGAUGAUGAUGACUCUGGCUGGACGACUGACAGCGACAUUGAUUCUUUCGAUGAAAGUACCAGUGACGAAACCAAGGGCAUUUCUUUCUCUUCUGAUCCUCGCUACAUUGAUUCUGGCUGGGGAGGCGAAUGCUUACGAGAAACAGAGGAUAUCGACUUCGAAUUCGUAUACGCACUGCACACUUUCGUCGCCACGGUGGAAGGACAGGCAAAUGCCACCAAGGGCGACACAAUGGUGUUGUUGGACGACAGCAACAGUUAUUGGUGGCUUGUUAGAGUCGUCAAAGAUAGUAGUAUUGGUUAUCUGCCCGCCGAACACAUCGAAACACCGACAGAAAGACUUGCUCGUUUGAACAAGCAUAGAAACAUUGACCUCUCAGCAACUAUGCUCGGAGACACUGCCGAAAAAUCGAAAAACCCCUUGAAGAAGGCCAUGCGCCGACGCAAUGCGAAGACAGUCCAAUUUGCAGCACCCACUUAUGUCGAGGCCUCCGACUAUGAUUACUCCUCGGAUGAAGGUGACGAUGGUGAACUUUUUGGCGGACCGGACCCGACACAAAACCAGACACAGGCCGUCGCCGAGGACGCACAAGGAGACCAAGAUGAAAAACUCAAGGUGCAACCGCUCAAGGUCGGAGGUUCUAAAAAGGAGCAAACGAACUCCGAGUCUGAAUCCAGGACUUCCAGCGAAGAGGCAGCCAAGGCUGAGAGUGAAAAGAGAUCUAGUGACGAGAUGUUUGAUCGCCCUCUCGACCCCAAGGUCUCCCGAAACGGGACGAUGCGCAACACUGAUUCCUUCUUCAAAGACGAUAACGCGGAGACAAGGAAGAUUACUCUUACGCCCAAUCUACUUCGAGACGAUUCCAGCACAUCAACGACAGGCUCAAGAGAACGUGGUGCCAGCCUCGAGAGUCUUGAGAAGAACGGAUUCGCGGACAAGGUCAAAGACGACAAGAAGAAGAAGGAGAAGAAACCAGGAAUGCUUAGUGGAUUGUUCAAGCGCAAAGACAAGAAGUCCAAGGGUAGCGGUGCGCUCGACUCUAUCGAUAGCGAUGCUGACGGGAAACAAUCCGAGGAAUUCGGCCGCAACUCUCCACAAUCUAAAGAAUCCAUGGAUGGACCUGUUGAACGACCUUCCACCGACCAACCAGUCACUUCAUCACCACAGCGACAACCAAGCAAAGGCAAGCUGCAAAAGCCGCAACGAAACAGAGACGAUUCGCCUGCGAAGGGCAUUCUCAAGACCGAAACUUCAGACUCGAACCUCUCUCAACCUGUUUCUCAGCCAGCAUCUAAGAAAGAAGCUCCCGAUAAUAAACCUUCCACUGUCCAACCUACAUCCACAAUGCGCCUGGUCUCGCCAGAACGAGAAGAAGAGCCCAAAGCGGCCAUCGAAGAGCGUGUCCAGUCACCCGAGACCCGUUCGCGUUCCAAUUCUGCAGCAUCCAAACUCAACCCUAUCAACAUCAUCAAAGGCCAACAGGAUGGCGAGCCACGCCCCGAAAAAGUCAAGAAAGCUAAACAACGUGUACAACUCGACGACUUUGAUUCGGAAGAUGACAAGAAUGAUCCCUUUGCGGAUUCCAACUUGGCUGCAGCUGACGCUUCGCGGGCAGGCGAAUCGGACCCGACCGGCCGCCUCUCCGAAUCACCCGUCCACAUCUCAGCCGCAGAUGCACAGUCUGCAGAGAAGGAACAUGGUAAGGAACAGGAACCUGACUCUCAACAUCCUCCUGGCCUCACGGCCGAUACCUCGAGUCAAGAAACGCCGUCACCGGUCUCGACACCCACACUUGAAGACGGUCCUUCCCGAGACCCGUCGUCGAAAUCCGAACAGUCGACUAUUCGCGCGGGGGCUUCCCCAUCACCCACACUCCUGGACCCCUCUUCCGCAGGAGCCCCUCCAUCUCGCCCAGCGCCCAUUCCCACGAAAGAGAUGGAGGACUCGUCCGCGCCUGUGUCAUCAGAAAGCAUGUCGCUUCCUGCAUGGUCAGACUCUUCCUUGCGAACAUACCUUGACGAUGGCAGUGAUAUCAGAGAUAUGCUUGUUGUCAUCAACGACACCACUGGCGUUGUUCCUGUUGGACCGAACCACCCCAUCAUGUCACAACUCUUCGUGGAGGAGUCGAAAGCAGUCACACAGUUGGGCGGAGAGCUAGAUGCCAUGCUCAACAAGUGGCUGGAGGGCAAGAGGCAGAAACAACACGGCGCAUCCCCCGUCUCAGCAAAAGCCGGAAGGUGA
Molecule: messenger RNA, 3240 nt
Organism: Aaosphaeria arxii CBS 175.79
Lineage: Eukaryota; Fungi; Ascomycota; Dothideomycetes; Pleosporales
Exons: 3
Coding region: 1-3240 (1079 amino acids)
Biological process (GO): establishment or maintenance of actin cytoskeleton polarity
Cellular component (GO): microtubule cytoskeleton; cell tip
Molecular function (GO): protein binding
Source: RefSeq, a predicted model, not a curated record